AUGGUUGCUCGAACAGCUCGUGAAAUACUUCGAUGGCUUGAAGGUCUUUAUCUAACAUAUCCUGUUAUUAUACCAAAAUGGGAUCUAUCAAAUGGUUAUACUUAUGCAGAAAUUUUGCAUGCCUAUUUUCCUAAAGAUAUAAAUAUGUUUGCUUUCAUUAAUGGUCGUUCGUUGAAUGCUCGAUUACUUAAUUGGACACUUAUUAAACAAUUCAUAGCAAAGAAAAAUCUUCCUAUUUCAAUUCAACUUAUUGAUGCAACUUUACAUGGAAAAGAUGGUGGAGCAGAAGGAUUACUUGAACAAACUUAUCAAUUAUUAACAAAUAAAAAGCCAUUUAUUGAUUCACCAUAUGAACGUGAUGAGAGUUUUUCGGAUCAUCCAUAUCAACAAAACUUGAGUUAUUAUGAACAAGCACAUGCAUCAAAAUCAAUUAAAAAUAAUUUAAAAAUUUCAGAAUUGUUUACUGAUCCAUCUUAUGCUUAUCAAGCCAAAAGAAGUCAAGCAAUUCUUGAUCAAGCUCGAGCUGAUCGUCAAGCUAUGCGUACAGCAAAUCCUAGACGAUUUCGUGUAAAACCAACAUUAGCUGAACGAUGUUUACGACAACCUCUUCAACCUGACUCCAAUGCUCAAGAUUGGUAUUUGAAAUCAUUUGAUUUACGUUCACGUUCAGUUACUUCAAUAACUAAUAAAAGUAGUAGUGUAAAACAUCAAUCACGACAUACAUCGGCUAAUGUACCAAAAAGAAGAUCUCCAUCACAACAACGUAGUGAUCAAGAACAAAUUGAAGCAAAUGAAGAUAAUGCAUUAUAUAAAGAAAUUAUUUUGAGACAACAUGCUGUACCAUUAGGAGAUCUAUUACAACCAAUUGAAUCUUAA
Rotaria sordida is the source of this 876-nucleotide messenger RNA. Lineage: Eukaryota; Metazoa; Rotifera; Eurotatoria; Philodinida; Philodinidae. The record is from the annotation of a GenBank genome assembly.